Molecule: messenger RNA, 588 nt
Organism: Canariomyces notabilis
Lineage: Eukaryota; Fungi; Ascomycota; Sordariomycetes; Sordariales; Chaetomiaceae
Product: TspO/MBR-related protein
Exons: 3
Coding region: 1-588 (195 amino acids)
Cellular component (GO): mitochondrial outer membrane
Source: RefSeq, a predicted model, not a curated record
AUGACGACUUACAUACCCUCGCUCACCCUCCCCGACGCCGUGUUUAGCAGCCUACCCGGCUCUGUCCUGCUCCCUAUAGCCCUCGGUUCGGCAGCAGGCUGGAGCACAAGGCCCGAAAAGACCGAACGCCAACAACCUCCCCUAAAACAACCGCCUCUGCGGCCUCCAGCCGCCGUCUUCCCUCCCGUCUGGACGGCGCUGUACGGGCUGAUGGGUUAUGCCGCGCAUCGUGCCAUGUUCCUAGGCACCUCUCCUUUCAACAACAGCGCAACAAUCUCCGCCGCCCGCCAGGGCGCAACCCUGUACACCAUUCAAUUGGGUCUCAACCUGGCGUGGAUGCCGCUCUUUUACGGGCUGAACCGGCCCGUGCUGGCGACGGCCGACGCGGCCGCCCUGCUGGGCAUCAACGCCUAUCUCGCCUGGCUGUGGGGCACCAACGUCGACAGCCUGGCCGGCUGGCUGCUGGCGCCCUACGUCGCCUGGCUCGGCUUCGCGACAUACCUGUCUGCGGGCACGGGGUACCUGAACGGGUGGGACUUGAGCCGGGGCCGUGACGAGGUUGGGCCGGGGAAGAAAAAGGAAUUGUGA